UGAAAUUUGAGACUGAAUAUAAUUAAAACAGACCACAUAGUUUAUCUUUUUUUACUAUUCAUGAUUUGGUCAAAAACAUUAAGAAAUUUGAGCUUGUUUGAGAUAAGAAUUAUGAUGGAAUGAAUAAAAAUAUAUCAAUUUCAUUUAGUACGCUGCAAGUGUAAUAAUUUGUUGUGAAUUUAUAAUCAAUAAUAUUAAGUUUUCAAAAUGAACACAACCCCAAAUAAGACGACAGUUGAAGAUAUAUUAGCAAACGUGAAUAAAUUUGAUCGAGAUAUGAAAUGGACUUACACUGUACUGGGUUACUUACAAUACUUUACCAGUACCAUACAGCUUGCUAUUGGCAUUCUAGUUAUAUUUGCAAAUAUUUUUUUGAUAAUAGUUUUUUGCAAGAAUCCGAAGUUGAGAACAAAUACUAAUAAACUUAUUCUCCAUUAUGCGAUUUGGCAUCUAAUUUGCACAACUUUUGCUAGUGCCUUUGUUCAUUUUAUGAAAAUCAUUUCUUUUACGAAUCAGAUUCCAAUGCUUGUAUUUUAUAUAGUUUUUGAAAUUGAUAAAUUAAGUUUAUUACUAACCUAUUUAUUUGCAAUGGGAUUAGCAGUAGAUUGGUUAUUUACAAUUUAUAAUUUUAAGUUACAACAGAGAUUUAAUAUGGUUUAUAAAUAUCUUAUAUUCAUUAUUUACUUAUUUAGUUUUGUCUAUUUUGUAGUACAAUUCGCACUUUUAUUAACUAAUUUUUGGUUUUUUAGGCGCAUAAUUAAUGAGGUUUUAUAUUUCUCUAUUUUACUAUUUUUGAUUUUUAUCAAUUAUUUAUUUUACAAAAAUAAAUCUUAUGAAGAUAAUUAUAAGUCUUAUGCUCUGAGUAUCGCAAAUAUUAUUAUCUUUUUCUGGUUGCCACUAAAAAUUUAUCGAUAUUUAUUAAAUUAUUCACAUGGAUACUACAUUUUACAUUCUGUAUUUGUGCUUACUGCUUGGAUACCAGAAUGGUUUUAUUACAGCACUAAUAUAGUUAUAGUUAUAAUGUUAAGAAAAUUAGAUACCCAAUUUGGAAACGCUUAUUCUUUAACAUUUAAAAAGAGAGAAAAAAAUUCUAAAGACUUCGUUGAGAACAAGUUAUACGAAAUCGCCGAUGACGAUGAAGAAUUUGAAGCAAAUGAGAUGCAGUCCCAAGAAAGUAUUUAUAUCUAAAUCAAGAUACUUUACUUCGGCUAAUGUACCGAUGAAGAAAUCAAACUCCGGAACACACCAUUUUCAUAUUUUUCUCUUAUAUCUGAUUUCAAGAACUAAUUUUGUUUCAUAGAAAUUGAUGUUUUUACAUUUAUACAUUAUAUAUUUAACAUGUACAAUUCUUAAAUUAAAAUUUAAUACUGAACCAUCAACAAUUAUUUUACCUUCAC
Psylliodes chrysocephalus is the source of this 1397-nucleotide messenger RNA. The record is from the annotation of a GenBank genome assembly. Lineage: Eukaryota; Metazoa; Arthropoda; Insecta; Coleoptera; Chrysomelidae.